AUGUACACCACCAAACCAACGGAAGCUCGUCAUUACAUUCAGUUCGAACAAGGUGAGGACCGUUGGCUGUGUACAUUAUUGUUACAACAAGGGCACCGGAUCGAUUAUUGUGCGGGCGCCGAUGCUCUCACGUUUGCUCCAGAGACAUUCCAGGAAUUUUUCAACCAGCGCCGUCGUUGUACAAGAAUAGACUGGUUCAAACAGAAAUACUCAGAGGAGGACAUUGCCCGUUUUGCAGUGCAGGAAGCCCAACGUUUGCAGACGAUGGAGCCGGCACCUGACUAUCAACAACCGCCGUCUGACGGUGAGUACGAAGAAUUUGAAGACUAUGACGAAACGAAUGUGUCAGAUAAAUUGGACAAACUAAACUUGUUUGCCGAACGUCCGCAACAAGGUUCACGCUUCUGGCAAGAGACUAGUCAUGUGCCUCCUUUGCAGCAGAUCUUUGAACGGAGGUUGGAUGCCCUAAAGAAGAAAUGGGAAAACGGUGUCCAGGCCGAAGUGGAUCGACCGUUCCAAAGAGUAGACAGUAAACGCCACUCUGAUAGAAAUAAACAACUGAGGCGUGAAAUGUAUAACAGAACAUUCCGGGGACAUCACAAAGAAAAUGCAUGCAGUAUUCCUAUACAGGAUACAUAA
Acanthosepion pharaonis is the source of this 639-nucleotide messenger RNA. Lineage: Eukaryota; Metazoa; Mollusca; Cephalopoda; Sepiida; Sepiidae. The record is from the annotation of a GenBank genome assembly.